Messenger RNA from Stomoxys calcitrans (stable fly), 930 nucleotides. RefSeq lists its product as uncharacterized. The record is from RefSeq and is a predicted model, not a curated record. The coding region runs from base 39 to 917 and encodes 292 amino acids. The transcript has 2 exons. NCBI's taxonomy places the organism in Eukaryota, Metazoa, Arthropoda, Insecta, Diptera, Muscidae.
UCAGUCUUAUUUGAACGCCUAAGCCAAUCACAUAUUUAAUGGAAAUUUUGCAAUUGCUUCUCUUCGGACUGUGCUUAAAUCUGUCAUUCGGUGAUCGUUUGUAUAGUGAUUAUAUCGAUGAUAUAUCGCAGGAUGAAAUUCGUUUUAAACCUGCACCCGAAAGGCAACAUCCAAAUUUUCAUAGACCCAUAGCGAAACGAAAACCCAAGAGCAAGCAACCGGUUACAACUGAGGGCUUGUGUGUGAGAAACUAUUACAAGAAGAAGGCAGCAGAGGAAAGAGAAAAUCCCACUAAAGAAUAUAAGCCCACGGGAAAUCGUUGGCAUGGCCCCAUUCGUUAUGGUAGAGAUCAGUUUCGCAAUAAAAAAACGAGCAGCAGGAAUCCCAAACAUAGGGAUAUAACACCGGUGGAAAGGAAAUUGCAUAAGUGUUACAAAUGGAUUAGUUCCGAAGAUAUUAAACGCUAUGAAUGGCCUGCCAUCAUACAAACAAAUGAAGAUGACAAUACUGUGCACAUUGAAAUUUGCUGCCCACAUUAUGGUCCUGUGCGUGUUAUGGGCAAUACCCUAUGUCAACCAUAUUGUAAAUCAUGUCAAAAUGGCAAAUGUGUUGCACCCGAAGUUUGUCAAUGUCAUGAUGGUUUUGUGCUAAACGACAACAAGGAAUGCGUCUUCACCUGUCCCAUUUCGUGUCUAAAUGGUCGAUGCGAUCUCUUGACUGGUUCUUGUCAAUGUAAUGGCGGCUAUAAGUUGGAUGAGACGGGCAAAUUUUGUCGACCUAUUUGCCGAGCGGGAUGUGGAGCGAAUCCAUUGCACAAUUGUACGGCACCCGAUGUCUGUGGCUGCGUUACUGGAUUUUCAUUGACCGAUAAUGAUUGUCAGCCCAUAUUGAAGGCUCCAUGGGGAAAGAGGCAUUAAAUAAAAUAAAAAA